Rotaria sp. Silwood2 is the source of this 432-nucleotide messenger RNA. Lineage: Eukaryota; Metazoa; Rotifera; Eurotatoria; Philodinida; Philodinidae. The record is from the annotation of a GenBank genome assembly.
AUGGAAAACGAAAUAUUUACUGAUAAACAAGACAUUCGACAACGAUUAUAUCAACGAACUCAAAGUGAACAUGCUGAUGAUAAUGAUACAAAACCAUCUUAUUUACGAAGUUAUUCUAAUCCAUUGAAAACAGAUAUAUCUAAGGAAGAUGAUGAUGACGAUGAUUUAAUUGAUACAGUUCUUGAAGUUCCAACAAAAUGUGUUGAACAAGUACGAGAAGUUGGUAAACGUGUUGUUCAAUAUGUUGUUGAUCAUAGUCAUCUUCCACAUUGGUUACUUGAUAAUGAAUUUCUUAUAUCAGGACAUCGUCCACCAAUGCCAAGUUUUAAAGAAUGUUUUGCAUCUAUAUUUCGUCUUCAUACAGAAACAGUUAAUAUAUGGACACAUCUAUUGGGUACAUUAUUUUUUAUUAUAAUGGCUAUUUANUUUUAG